GGUUCCGUGAGAGCCGUUUGCCCCACCCCACCUCUUCAACGCUAUCUAUCUCAAUGUACAAUUCUGAGAGGAAAAAAGGGGGCAAAAAUAAUUCAGAGUAACACUGCAAAGGAACGAUUCUCAGCUCCCCGACCGGUUCAUCGGAGCCGCCGCGGCCUGUCGGCGGUCCAAAGAGGUGUCUCGCCGUUGGACCAGUGAUUGAAAACACCGCGAUGGGCUGUCUGGGCAAUAGUAAGACUGAAGACCAACGAAAUGAGGAGAAGGCACAGAGGGAAGCCAACAAAAAGAUAGAGAAGCAGCUCCAAAAAGACAAACAGAUAUACCGGGCGACUCACCGGCUACUACUAUUAGGGGCCGGUGAAUCCGGGAAAAGUACGAUAGUGAAACAGAUGCGAAUAUUGCACGUUAAUGGCUUCAAUGCAGAGGAGAAAAAGCAGAAAAUUCAUGAUAUUAAAAACAACAUUAAAGAAGCCAUAGAGACGAUUGUGGCUGCCAUGAGUACACUCACACCUCCCUGCCAGUUAGCCUGUCCUGCAAACCAAUCCCGGAUCGAUUACGUCCUGAACCAAGCAAACCAGAAGGAUUUUGAGUUUCCGUCGGAGUUUUAUGACCAUGCAAGGAUCCUCUGGCAGGACGAGGGUGUGCGGGCAUGCUGGGAAAGGUCCAAUGAAUAUCAACUCAUCGACUGUGCACAGUACUUCUUAGACAGGAUUGAUGUGGUGAGGCAGAACGACUACACACCCACCGAUCAGGACCUGCUGCGAUGCAGAGUACUGACAUCUGGAAUCUUCGAGACAAGAUUUCAAAUAGACAAAGUCAAUUUCCAUAUGUUCGAUGUCGGAGGUCAGAGGGAUGAACGCCGAAAAUGGAUCCAGUGUUUUAAUGAUGUGACGGCGAUCAUCUUCGUGGUGGCGAGUAGCAGCUACAACAUGGUGAUCAGAGAAGACAAUCAGACUAACAGACUACAGGAAGCCCUCAAUCUUUUCAAGAACAUUUGGAACAACAGGUGGCUACGGACCAUUUCGGUAAUCCUCUUCCUGAACAAACAGGACCUGCUCGCUGAGAAGGUUUUGGCAGGGAAAUCUAAAAUUGAGGAGUAUUUCACAGAGUUUGCACGCUACACUACACCUGAUGAUGCAAUACCAGAACCAGGAGAAGAUCCCCGUGUUACCAGGGCAAAGUACUUCAUACGGGAUGAGUUUCUGAGGAUCAGCACAGCCAGCGGGGACGGACGACAUUACUGUUACCCUCACUUCACCUGCGCGGUCGACACCGAAAACAUCCGCCGUGUCUUCAAUGACUGUCGUGACAUCAUACAGAGGAUGCACCUACGGCAGUACGAGCUCUUGUGAUGGGCAGCAGCAGCGUCUGGUCUACUUCUCUACCUACCAACCUACCUAGCUACCCUCCCCUCCUCCCCCAUGACCAGUUAGCCAAUCACCCCCCUCCACCUCCACCAACUUCAUCCAACCGAGCGAGCAAGCGAGCGACCGCCUGGCCUCCCCUCCACCCUGAUACAACUUCUCCUCCUGUCAACGCACCUUUCAGAAAAAACGAACAGUGGAAUGACUUUUUUUUUUUUUUUUUUUUUUUUUUAAAUAAAAAGAAAAAAGAAAAAGAAGUUACGGAUACACACCAACAACAGUUUCAUCAACUAUUAGCCUGGACUGACUGCUGUACUCGGCUACACUUUGACCCAGGACUGAGGGUUGAGACUGGAAUCCCUCAGUGUAGGCGAUCUCUCCUUUUAGCUCUCUCUCAGAUAUUUGAACACAAACACACUCGCAGGUACACACACACACUACAGAAUAAGAAAUUCAGACCCUUAAAUAGGUUUUAAUAUCACACACACACAUACACACACCCUUUUAAAACCAAGUCCUCCUGCUUUUCACAGUCGGCAGAGGAUGGAUAAAAUAACGUGUUCUGAGAGAGAGGAGUUUAUUCACCGCGUGCUGAAGAUGAACGAAGGAAGAGAAGAAGCGAACGACGGACACGGAGGGUGGCAGACUGAUACAGAGGAGGGCAGUAAGCCUUUCUGUGCCCAGGGACAGACGGACAGACAGACUAAUUGACUAGCGGCUGCCUGUGGAUGUGAGCGUGACUCGAACAUAAGACCACACGGCUCACAUGACCUGCUCUUCAAGAAACCAGUCGAGGAGGGAUGGCAGAAAACAACAACAAACAAACAAAAAAAAAGGAUUUAAAAUUUAAAAAAACAAGAAAAAUAUCAUACAAUGCAUAGAUUCAUGCAUACCAGUGAACUUCAUGCAGUGCAAAAAAUCCAAGCUAUAUAUAUAGAUAUUUAUAUAUGUGUGUAUAUAAAUAUGUAUAUAUAUAAAUAUAAAUAUUAUAUAUUCCUGUAAUAACACAAUUCAACUUUUAAGUUUUUGUUAGUUUUUACCCCAUGUUGUGUGUUGGUGUACACUGUGUGUGUGAUCUGCCUUUGUGCACCAUUUAACCCCCCACCCCUACACACACACACAAACACACACACACACACACACACAUGGAUAUACAUCCUCACCCCUCUUGCCCCUGCUGCUAUUUGACAACUAUUCAGCAUAUGGAAAAUAAAGGAGAGGUUUUAUUUAAUAAGGAGAAAAAAACAAAGCAAAAAGGAAAGCAUGAAGUUACAGAAAUGACUGGAUGCAACAUUUUUACCUGGGAGCACACACACACACACACACACACACACACAAAAGCUCCAGCCCUCAUCAGACCCCUCCUCGUCCACACAACGACCUCCCCUCACUCCCUUCCUCCCCCGCCUCCCCUCUCGUCUUGUUCUCUCACCUCUCCCCACACCCGCUCCCACCACCCCACCCGGCUUUAAGUACGUCUGUCUUUAUUUUACUGCUGGACUAUUAUUCUUGUACAGACUGUAAAAUGUAUUAUUUUGUACAACUUUAUUGAAGAAAAAAAAAUAACUUGUAGAAGAUCCCUGUGCCUUGAUCACGACUGUACGUGUAAAAAUGAGCUAAUAUGUAAGUUAUGUUUCACUGCGCUGUACAGCUGGACGGGUCUGUCCCACCUCGUCCGAGCUAGCUCACCCCUCCGCCGGGGGCCGAGGGAGGGGACGGGCAUCGGAUCGGGGCGGAGGCCUUUCGUCUGUUGCUUAGUUUUCCAUUUAUUUUUUUUUUUUGUUUCCCCACAUUUGUUUGUUCGUUGAUUCAUUUGUUUUGCUUUGACUCUCCUCUGGUUUAUAUAAUAGGAUUUGAAAAAAAAAUGAAGGAAAAAAAAAAGAUAAUCAGACACACCACCUUAAUGCUGUGUAGUGGAAGAUACUGAACCGUAACACAAUUUAAUAUAUAUAUAAAAUAUAUUUCAGAUUUUAUAUUUUAUAUAUAUGUACUGUACACUUAUAUCUAUCUCCCUUGUGAGCUGUCGCCCGGGUUUCCUUUGCUUUCUGUCAGUAACAUCUGCAAAUAUUUUACAGAAGGUGGUCAUUCUGGGUGCAAUGGGGUGGGUAUUCAUUUCUUUUUUUAAAUUUUAUUUUAGCUUUAACUCUUUUGAAGGAGAGGGAAAUAUCCAAUUGCAAAACAUUGCUUGUUUCUACAUAAACCAAAUUCUUUUUGCUUAAACAAGAGGAAACAGUUGUA
Messenger RNA from Amphiprion ocellaris (clown anemonefish), 3602 nucleotides. RefSeq names its product guanine nucleotide-binding protein G(s) subunit alpha-like. Gene Ontology annotation, biological process: sensory perception of chemical stimulus; adenylate cyclase-activating dopamine receptor signaling pathway. Gene Ontology annotation, molecular function: GTPase activity; D1 dopamine receptor binding; beta-2 adrenergic receptor binding. Bases 213 to 1352 code for a protein of 379 amino acids. NCBI's taxonomy places the organism in Eukaryota, Metazoa, Chordata, Actinopteri, Pomacentridae. The transcript has 13 exons. Gene Ontology annotation, cellular component: heterotrimeric G-protein complex. The record is from RefSeq and is a predicted model, not a curated record.